This is a messenger RNA of Sycon ciliatum, 3311 nucleotides long. Its product is annotated as V-type proton ATPase 116 kDa subunit a 1-like. The record is from RefSeq and is a predicted model, not a curated record. Gene Ontology annotation, cellular component: vacuolar proton-transporting V-type ATPase, V0 domain; plasma membrane; vacuolar proton-transporting V-type ATPase complex. Gene Ontology annotation, molecular function: proton-transporting ATPase activity, rotational mechanism; ATPase binding. Lineage: Eukaryota; Metazoa; Porifera; Calcarea; Leucosolenida; Sycettidae. The coding region runs from base 151 to 2658 and encodes 835 amino acids. The transcript has 25 exons. Gene Ontology annotation, biological process: vacuolar acidification; proton transmembrane transport.
GAAGUUGCCUCCGAGUGUCAGUAGCGGUAUUUGGGAAACAAAGACGUUGAUCGUGUGGUGUUGCCGCGAGUCGUUGAUGCUAUUGUAAUCUUCCCUCAUGUCGUGCGACUGUUGGGGAGCCAAGUGAGGCCGGAUAAAGCAGCUUCAAAGAUGGGGUCGCUAUUCCGCUCCGAGGAGAUGACCCUAGCCCAGCUAUAUCUGCAAGCGGAUUCUGCGUACUAUUGCGUUAGCGAGCUGGGCGAAUUGGGCCUUGUGCAGUUCCGAGAUCUCAAUCCAGAAGUGAGUGCUUUCCAUCGCAAGUAUGUCAGCGAAGUACGACGCUGCGAUGAGAUGGAGCGCAAACUUCGUUUCUUGGAGAAUGAAGCUUCUGGUGCGGGCAUCCCGGUCCUGGACAAGGGAAACAACCCGGAAGCACCACCGCCUAGUGACAUGAUGGAGCUUGAAAGCAAGUUUGGGAAGCUUGAGGCAGAAAUCUGUGAGAUCAAUACCAAUCAUGAGCGGCUAAAGCGUAACUUCCUUGAGCUCACUGAAUUGAAGCACAUGCUCAGGCAAACUACAUAUUUCUUUGAUGAGGCCGCAUCACUUCUCCGGUAUGGAAGAGAGCAGCCACAGAGAGAUGAACAAAAAAAGCUCCUGGAUGACUAUCGGCCUGGAAGCAGUCCACUAUCGUUUGUUGCUGGCGUGGUUAGCCGGACCCGUAUUGUUGCGUUUGAGCGAGUACUGUGGCGCGCAUGUCGGGGAAACGUCUUUCUACGCCAUGAAGAGAUUGACUGUGAGCUGAAAGAUCCCGUGACGGGGGCUGCGAUGUACAAGAACGUGUUCAUUCUCUUCUUCCAGGGCGAGCAGCUGAGGUCGCGAGUCAAGAAGAUCUGCGAGGGCUUCCAAGCCACUCAGUAUCCUUGUCCAGAGACUACAGCAGAGCGCCGUGAGAUGGCAAUGGGUGUUUCCACGCGUAUCGAGGAUCUCGGUGUCGUGCUAAUCCAGACGACGGAUCAUCGGUAUCGUGUUCUGCAAGGCAUGGCGAAGGACAUCAAGGACUGGGCAAAUAAUGUGAAGAAGAUCAAAGCCAUCUACCACACACUGAACAUGCUGAACGUGGACGUGACGCACAAGUGUCUCAUUGGCGAGUGCUGGUGUCCGGUGGCCGAUCUGGAAAGUAUCCGGGCGGCUCUUCGGCGAGGAUUCGCAUCUAGUGGCUCGUCCGUGAUGCCCAUCCUAAACGUGAUGACAAGUAGCAUGAAUCCGCCGACUUACAACAAGGUCAACAAGUUCACCGCCGGUUUUCAGAACAUCAUAGAUGCGUACGGCGUUGCUACGUAUCGCGAAGUCAAUCCUGCUCCGUUUUCCAUCAUCACCUUCCCGUUCUUGUUUGCUGUGAUGUUUGGCGACUGUGGACAUGGCCUCAUGAUGCUUCUCUUUGCACUCGUUCUCGUUCUGAAUGAGAAGAAGCUGGCGACAUUGAAGGGAGGGGAGAUUUUUGGUACGUUCUAUGGUGGCCGCUACAUCAUUCUGUUGAUGGGUCUUUUCUCCAUAUACACCGGCCUGGUGUACAACGACUGCUUCUCUAAGUCAUUCAACAUCUUUGGCUCGUCUUGGAGUGUCAAUAAGAUUGAACUGAAGCAUGUGCGGCCAGGAGGUACUCUAUCGCUCAGACUGGGCUCUAAAGGAAAACACAGCGACUUUGACAUCCAUAAUCCGUACCCGUUGGGUCUUGAUCCAAUCUGGCAGGUGGCCAGUAACAAGCUGACUUUCACCAACUCCUACAAGAUGAAAAUGUCCAUCGUCCUCGGAGUUAGUCAGAUGAUGUUUGGUGUCAUCCUGGGCCUUUUCAAUCACCUACAUUUCCGCCGACGCAUCAAUAUCAUUGGUAUGUUUGUACCUGAGGUUCUGUUCCUGGGUUGCAUAUUUGGCUAUCUGGUCUUCAUGAUCUUCUUCAAAUGGCUAGCAGUGGACUCAGAUACACUCAGUGACAAAGCAGGGGCUCCCAGUCUUCUCAUCAUGUUAAUCAACAUGUUCCUUAGUUUUGGAAAAGAAAUCAAGGAUAGUCAGGGGGAGUUCUACAGAGGACAGGUUGGAAUUCAAUCUUUCCUGGUAGUGGUGGCUCUCCUGGCCGUGCCCUGGAUGCUGUUCACAAAGCCAGUCUACGUCUAUAUGCAACGCAAUCACCUGAAGCGUAGGUACACUGCACUGGCGGAUAAGGAGGAAAAUGGAUCCUUCUCCAAACAGGCUCGGCAUGACAACACUGAAGAAGAAGAGGACGUAGAGGAGGAGAGCAUUGGUGACAUAUUCAUCCACCAAGCCAUCCACACCAUUGAGUUCUGCCUGGGUUGCAUUUCCAACACCGCAUCCUACCUGCGUCUCUGGGCACUCAGCCUGGCACAUGCUGAGCUCUCUGAGGUCUUGUGGGAAAUGAUGCUUCACAUUGGACUGGACUCGGCUGCCCGAGUGGCCGGCCCUCUCCUGCUCUUCAGCACGUUUGCCAUCUGGACAGUUUUGACCAUUGCCAUUCUGCUGAUUAUGGAAGGUUUGUCAGCAUUCCUGCAUGCACUGCGUCUGCACUGGGUGGAGUUCAACAACAAGUUUUAUCGCGGCGAAGGCUACAAAUUUCAUCCGUUCUCGUUUGAGCUGAUUCUCGAGGGUGGAGGGGACGACGUCUAGCUUGUAAGAGCUGGCUUGACUAACUUUGUGCAAUUUGCUUGGCACUGAUUCAACCGCUUUGUAACUUAUAGCUGCCAAUUCCCGUUGAUAUCCUCAGAUGAUUCUAGUCCUUUUCCUAUACUGGCCAUAUUAUUCUAUUCUUAUUCAGGCUUUUACCACGUUUUUUUUAAUUUUCUCUGCACCAAAAACAGUCGGGAGGUAAUGAAUGACCACAUGCAAUGUGCUAGAAUGACUACAGUCGCAAGGAUCAUGGAUGAUGCCGGACUAAACUGAUCCGUGCCACUCAGCGGCCGCCGCGCUGUCACAUCGGCGCGGGCAUCACGGUCACGAUGUGUAGUAGUAGCACAGUGGUGUCAGUGUACGGGUGGUCAGGUCACUCAAUCUCCCGGUUGUCCUGCGACAGGCAGCUUGAACCCAAAAGAUUUUUUUGGAAAGGAAUUGUACACCGAGUGCACAUCAUAGUUUUGCUCUGUUGUUAAUCUUUUAAAAAGUAACGCUAUUGUAUUGUUUUGAAUUAUCCAUAAUAAUUAUUAUGGCAGGUUCUAUGGUCAAAUAUACUCAUUGAUUCACGAUUCAUUGAUCUCUCCUGUGCAGACGUACUGCUAGUAAGAGGUGCUGAUUCAGUCGCGGCAGCUACCGUGACUGCAGUUUCA